Messenger RNA from Dromaius novaehollandiae (emu), 7923 nucleotides. RefSeq names its product NUBP iron-sulfur cluster assembly factor, mitochondrial (gene NUBPL). Lineage: Eukaryota; Metazoa; Chordata; Aves; Casuariiformes; Dromaiidae. Gene Ontology annotation, biological process: mitochondrial respiratory chain complex I assembly; iron-sulfur cluster assembly. Gene Ontology annotation, cellular component: mitochondrion. Gene Ontology annotation, molecular function: ATP-dependent FeS chaperone activity; 4 iron, 4 sulfur cluster binding; ATP binding. The record is from RefSeq and is a predicted model, not a curated record. The transcript is spliced from 11 exons. Bases 72 to 1052 code for a protein of 326 amino acids.
CGCCCGCGGCGCAGGGGGCGGGCCGAGGCGCGGUCACGCGGCGCCAUCGCAGCGCGCCGGGCGCGGCGGACAUGGGCGCUUUCGCUUGGCGUUGGGCGCUGCGCGCCGCUCGCCUCCCCGGCCGCGGCGGGACGGCUGUUAGGGCGCCGCGCCACUCCCCGGCCCGCCGGCCGGCCGCGGCCAUGUCUUCUGGCUCCUCGUCCUCAAGGGCAAGAGAGGAAGUUCUAAGAGACAAACGUGCCCAAAUUCUGUCACGUGGCCUUCCAAAACAAAAACCAAUAGAAGGAGUUAAACAGGUAUUGGUUUUGGCUUCUGGAAAAGGGGGAGUUGGAAAAUCAACAGCAGCAGUAAAUAUAGCCCUCGCACUAGCAGCAAAUGAUUCGACGAAAGAAGUUGGCCUGCUUGAUGCAGACAUAUAUGGGCCUUCAAUUCCGAAGAUGAUGAACUUGAAAGGAAACCCAGAAUUAACACCAAAAAACCUAAUGAGGCCUCUUAAGAACUAUGGCAUUGCAUGUAUGUCUAUGGGUUUUUUGAUAGAAGAGACUGCUCCAGUUGUGUGGAGGGGGCUCAUGGUAAUGUCUGCUGUUGAGAAAUUGCUGAGACAGGUUGACUGGGGCCAGCUGGACUAUUUAGUAAUUGACAUGCCACCUGGAACAGGAGAUGUGCAACUGUCAGUGUCGCAGAAUAUUCCUAUUGCAGGGGCUGUGAUCAUCUCCACUCCACAAGACAUUGCUUUAUUAGAUGCACGCAAAGGAGCUGAAAUGUUUAGAAAAGUCCAUGUACCUGUUUUAGGACUUGUUCAAAAUAUGAGUGUUUUCCAGUGCCCCAAAUGUAAGCAUGAGACACACAUUUUUGGAGCUGAUGGUGUAAGAGAUCUAGCAAAAAGUCUUGGAUUGGAUAUUUUAGGAGACAUUCCACUACAUGUUAAUAUAAGGGAGACAUGUGAUUCAGGACAGCCUGUUGUGAUCUCACAGCCUCAAAGUGAUGCUGCUAAAGCCUAUCUAAGGAUAGCUAUGGAAAUAGUAAGACGACUGCCAGUACCUCCUGCUUGAAGUGUUUAUCAUUAAAACUUACCAAUAAAGCAGCUGAAGAAGAGGCCUGCCACUUAAUUAUAUGGACUCCAUAUUUGAUUUCUAAGAACUUUUUAAAAGUUAGUUUCCCCGAGUUUAAAAUAUGAUUGUGAUAUUUACUGUUUUUCAAAUCAUUAUCUGGCCAUGUCCAAAUGGACUGAAGUAUGCAGAAGAUGAUAGAUGGUAUUUAACUGCUGGUUUGUAAGAUCAUCAAACAAGAAGAGACAAAAGUACGGCCCUCGGAUGUCUUCCAUUUUAACAUCAAGAAUAAAAAGCAUCCUCUCCAGCCAAGCAGAACGAUAAGGAUGCUGAGGCAUAAACCCUGCUUAAAAGAUGGCAUUUGCAGUACUCUAAUUCCUGUAUGUUUUGUUUCAGCAUUUUAUUUGCUUGUAUAAUUACCAGCCUGACCAUAAAUAAGGUUUGCAAAAUUUGAAGUAGCAAAGUCAGUUAUAUAACGGCAAUGUGUUUGUGUCUUCAUCUUAAAAAAACAGAAGAAACCUGAACCCCCCCUCGCAUAUACUCUUGAAGAUUUUUUUUAUAGUGGAUCGUGAGCAAAUUCUCUUAUUACUAGAUAAUGUUGGUUCAUGAGGUAAUUCACAGUUUAUUGGAUAAUGGACUACAUGACCCGUAGGCAUGUUUCUUGACUGCAUUGCAUUGUAAUAGACCCAGAUAGAAGACUAGGUAACAAAAGGUCUUCACUGAAAGCCAGAUGCUGCACCUGAGAUCACUUUGGCAGGAGAUGCAAAUGAUCACGAUAAAUUAAAUUCAUAAUUGCAUACUCUUAAUACAAUGCAGCAACUUCAACUUUGAAUGUAAAGCUACAACUCGGAAGGAAAGAAAGAUUUGAUCUUCAAACUGCAUGGCCUUCUGUUUUUGUUUUUUUAUUGCCUUGUAUUCGGUGAUCUUUACUUUUCUGUUGGUGUUUGGAAAUGAAGAAAUACGCCUUCAGAGAAUGAGUUUCCAUUUACAAUUAAAUGUUUCGGUUGACAUUUAGGCUUGCUUGUCUACACAGUCAAGUAUAGAUAUCUUAAACGUAAAAUUUUAACUGUACUGAAAUCUAGAGAGUUUUGUUAUUGACCUCAGUGAGACCAAGAUUUUUCCUCUGGUCCAAGGAAGUACUCGUAAAUUUUGAAUUAGUUGUUUUUCCUAUUGAAGUGAUAGAACAUAAAAGGUUAAUGUUGCAUUAGGAGCAUUUAAAUCAUACACACCCAGAAUUUGCAUGAGAAAGGUAGACACAAAUUACAGGUUGAAUUUUAAGCUUUAGCUGAUUUUGCAAACAUAAAUUAGGUACUCCAAAACUGUUGGUCUCUUACUUCCAGAAAGGGAGGAGAGAAGGGAUGAUUCUCAUGCCAGCGGGAGUAUCUGCAGGUUCCCAGAAGACCUUGCCAUAACAACAAUAUUGGGCUUGCAGGUGCAAGGCUGAGAGAAUAACAGCAGGUGAACAGUAACAAGAGAAAAAUACACAGCAGUUUAGAUGAAAGAUUAUAAAACUGCAAGUGAAAGGCAGGCUACACAAUUGCAAACAGCUUUAGCAUUGCAAAGGCUAAGGCAGCUAAGGCACUGUGCACGAAGAUGAGGGGUUUCAGGUACUCCAGCAGUGCGGAUAGAGUCUGCAACCCUGAGACUGACAUAUAAACUCCAUACUUCCAUACCUAAAUUGUUCCUUUAACAAAGGGAAUGUGGCAUCAUUCCUGUCUUUCCAGAUCUCACUGGUGUGGGAAGCAUCUCUGUGCUGACUUUUUCGCAAAGAUUGCAGUGCUUGCACAGGAUACAAGACACUCAUUCUGUGCUCUGCUUUACUUGAAAAGAUUCAAAUCCAUAGCUCCUAACCUUAGGAGAAUUCCUCAGCCACCUGGUUUAGACUUUGCUAAGGAGAACCAGGAAGUAUUCAUCACUUCUUCUGAAGAAGCCGUAUUGGUUAUGCAAGAGAUAAGGAAUAUAGUCCUAAUUACAGCUAAUUUUUUUUAGUCUAAUGACUUGGACUGUAUUCUGGUCCUUGCUUCCAGCGUUAUUGAUGAACUUUCCUUAAGGAUUCUGGGAAUAAAAUGCAUAAUUAAUUCUUUGGAUAAGGUCUGACAUCUGAGGUGCUUACAGAAGUAGGAAAAGGUUUUGAGGCUUCUGCUUUUGGAUUUUGAUACCUGUGUGUCACUUUAGGCUCUCAUGGCCACAUCUGGGCCUAUAUUGUUAUGCUCUUUAUUUAAUAGGAGGGCUUCCUAAUGGAGCUGGUUGGAGGGACAGGUUCCUGCUUAGGGACUCAUGGCAAUAAGAUGAAUCUGGAUUGCUGAUUUAACUUCAGAAUUGACUUAUAAUGACAGAAGUUAUCAUUUCUUAUAACGAUUUUUUUUUAUUAUUUUGGCAGCAUAUCAACCAAGGUUCCAGUGUGUCAACCACAUAGCACAGAAACAUAAAAGAAAAAUUUCAUUCAUGAAAUAGCUUGCAGUCUAAAUUUAGGACUUAUCUUUUUUGUGGGUUCUGUUUUACACUGUAAAGAUAUUAGACUGGCAAAAAGUAUAUCCAGUGGUCUGUGUUUUUCCAUUAUCUUCAUAUAUUCAGUGAGAGUUUUCAGCUUCUUUUCAGAAAGGACAGGCACAGCUUGUCAUUCCUUAUGCACUUGUUAUUCUCAGUUUCUCUGUUUGUAUGAGCCUGGAUCUGAAUAUUCACUUUAAUCAAUGCAAAUAAAUAAUUUCUCCUAGGGAGUACAUGAGUCUUUAAACAGGCUAGUGGGGAGAACAUCUGUUGUCUUUUAACAUCAUUUUGAGGGUUCACAGAUUUAGUUGAAGAGUUUUCCCUCAUACCACUGGGAUUUUCUAAAACUUGUGUUAUUUCCUGUGGUCCAGAGGUUGUUUCGUCUUUCCUGUGAGGAGGAAGAAAGAAAACUCCUCACGCUCUUGCUUCCCUCACGUAUAUUUCCUGUCACUAAGCAAGGUCUAUUUCAAGAACACAAACUUUUGGUUACUUUAUAAAUAAGCAGUUUUCAUUAAAAUACAUUUUAUGGUGUCAGAAUAAUUUCCUGUCCUUUCUCCUUUCAGGGAUAUAUUUUUCCAAAACUGAUUUUGAAGAAAAGCUAUGAUAUAAUUUUAAAGCUUAGUUUGGCUGCAUAUUUGGGAGAACUAAACAAUGUGAGAAACUUUUUUUUUUUUUUUUUUUUUUUUGAAGUCAAGCCCAUACGCUAGUUGUAGUAGAUUUAAUUUUGGAGUGUUCCUCUGGUGUGUGAAUGUUGUAAAUAUUUUUGCAUUUCAUUAAGUAAAACUAUUAAAAUGAACAAAAGCUCAGGAGCCUGAACAUUUUCCUGCUCAACAGUCAGCAUUUUGGGGGUGGUGUGAGAUUUGUUUGUAGGAGGGUCAGACAGGCCAGGAUGAUUUUACAUGCUGCUUUAUCUGCUGAAUCAGGAAGUUUCUAUAUGGCUCUUUCUAGAAGAAGAAUUUCCAUCUAAACAGGCUUUUGUCUCUGAUACCUUGAGGCCUCUAAUUAAUUACAUUUUAGACUGAAUCGGGGAGAAUUCGGGUUCACACUAGCCACUUCCUGUUGCUGGAUAAUAGGACCCAGUAGCUAUUUUGGAGAGUUACUUUUUAAAGCAAGUGUUAAAAGGCUGGGAAAAUGUGUCUCAUAAGCAUCUAGGCUUUGAAAACUCAGUCUAAUAAAACCUACUUUUAUUUGUGAGUGCCAGCACUACUGACAUCUCUUUUGUAAUACCUUAAUAUCCUAAGCUUUUAGAAAGCCUGUGAAUUUGUUGCUUGUUUGCACAUUUUAUAAAUGUGUGUUUUACAAAUGUAUUUCUUAUUAACAUAGAUGAUGCUACUUCACUUUUGGCUUACUUUCUCUACACUGCAAAUAGAACUCUUUUCUAAAGUGGUUUUCCUUGACUAUUGUUGAUACAUCUAGAAAGUUAUUACUCUGGAGAAAGAAAUGAUAGGAUUAUUUGAUGCUGAAUGCCAUGUUCCCUGUUGGGUUAAUAUAGGAAAUCGCAAUCACUGUCUCUCUCAGUGUUUUUCACUUUGUUAUUCUGAUGGGAAAUAUAACUUCACUAAUUGGAAGUGAAACUGCUGAUAAAAUGCCUUUUAAUUAUCAAGAGUAUGUAGUUUGUGAACAUUGAAAACAGUACAUAUUUUCAGAGUAAUUUAUUUAAAAUAUUCCUAUUUUUAUGAUUUUUAAGCACAGUUUUUAAGAACAAGUAUGAUAUUGCCUGGAGGCAUUUGGACAAACUCUUUUGCUGUUGAAAUGGACUGUUUUCCACUGGCUGAAAAGUUCUGCCGUUUUCACUAAGAAUAUGACUCUCACAAGUUAAGUAUUAUUCAACAUCAAUACAUGUGUACAGAAUCCUAUAUAUGAAUCUGAUGUAGCAGUCUGAAAGAUGACAAGGAAGGAGAAAGUGUACUCAUUUGCCUAGAAUGACCUCAUGCCAGGAACCAAUAAUAAUUUGUUUGGAAAAGCAAAAAUACAGGUAGAAUUGUAUUUUUAGUAGAGGCAGAUGGGUCAGGGCAAAGCAGGGGAUGUCCUAUUAGUCUGUAAAUGUUACUGGCAUAUGAAAGGAGUUAAAAUAUUUAUACUGUCAGAAAUACAGUGGGGAAUGUGUAUCUCCAACUUCUGACAGAAAUGUGCAAAUAGGGAAUAUGUGACCUGGAAUGCCUGGCACCCCAAGGAGGUAUUGAUCUUAGUGCUUCAGAAAUAUGUUGGGACAGAAUAAUUAGAUCACUGCAGAUCAUCAGAACACCUAAUUUAUGACACAAUUUCUUCAUGUUAGGGAAGCUAUAGAAACAUCUGCUUACAAGGAAACAGUUGAAAACAUUUGCCAUAAGACGUUGUUUGAGAAAUUGGACUGACUUCUCUCUCAGUUUUAGCUCAAUCUGCAUUACAUUAGACCACAUGGCAUUACUGGGCAGUUUAUCAAAGUUACCAUUUUAGUUGCCUUUACCACAGGAGCUGAACUUGAAUACAAGAAGAAGAUACAUAAUCACUGCAAAGUACCUUUCCUUACACUCGGGUGAUACCAAGAACCAAGGAGUCAUUUUGAAUAGCUUACUGAAUUACUGUACCAGAGCUUAAAAUAAAUUAACCUGAAGUUUCAUCCUAUUCCAUUCAAUCUUUUCAGUCAGCACUAUACAAAAUGUUUCACGUUUCCUUUUCCAGCACUAUAAUACUGCAGUUGGAUCACCAAAUAAAGAUUUAAAUACACUUAUGUGUGGGAGCUCCUGGAGGGAAUUUCAUGCUUUGAAGUGAGAUUAUGUCAUCUUCUUCAAAACAAAACCAAGAACAAUAGGGUUUUCUUUAUUUUCUAUUUUGUUUUCAGGAACUACAGUCACCAUAAUAUAAAAUAUCGUUUGGAUAUCAUUUUGGGUAUUUUGAUGGAACUUGCCUAACCAAUAGCUAACCAUAUCUUGUGAACACAUAACCAAUGUGAUACUCCAUUUUUUCCUGUAUGAAUGCCUUUAUUAACCUUCUCUUCUUUGGUACAGGAGCAAUAACAAACUGUGGUAGAUAAAAUGCAAAAGACAUUUGAGAAGCCUGUGUGUUAGCUAUUAUAGUUAAGUAUAGCACAAAUAUCUGUUGAAUGCAGAUUUUCAAUGUGGCAUGUGCAUGCAUAGAAAUUAGAACAGCCAGCAGCAUUAAAGUAGUGCCAGAGCAGUUUUCAUCUCCAAGGUGAAUUUGAAACUAAUUCUGUGAUUUGAGAUUGACAGAAGUCACACCCUAAAAUAUAGCCUUAAACCUUUAGACUGUGUGUUCACAUUUCCCUAACACAGGAAAUGACUCAUUGAAAUGUUUAUUCUUCACAUUGUGGUCUACUGUCCCCAGGAAAAUAAGAAUCUAUUUACUUCGUAAGGUAUCAGUGCUUCUUAUCAGACUGUGCAAUAUCCGUGCCCAGGAUUGGUACUGGUCAAUAUUUGGUAUUUUGUUUUGUAGAGGGCAGUAGCUGUGUGUAAUACUUGGGUAUCAUGGUCUUAAAUUGCAUCUGGCUGUAUUAUCAUCACCUUGAACUAUGAUCAUUGCUUUGAUUUAUUUUCCGUUUGAGUAAUGCUGCAUGGUUUGUAGGCAGUGCAUGGCCCAGUAUUUCCUAAGUGUUACUAUUUACAAGAAUGACAAAUAAAAUACUGCAUCAGGAAUGAUGCUUAGUAAUGACAUUUUAUCCUUGCAACUCCAUCCCUUUGUGAGGAGCACUGUGUGGGCCCUGGGAGCAAGAGUGGAAUCAGGAACUGUUCAGUCUCCUUGUUAUUGGGGCCUGUUGGGACACCGAGAUAAUUGAGAGAAAGUAAUGUGGUACGAAGGGAGCAUCUUUCCAUGUUAUGUUUGAACAUGGAACUGGUAAGAAAGGAAACCUGGAGGAGAGUUGGAACCUCUCUACUGUUCUUUUUCUGUCCUUUUCACAAGGAAGACCCCUUUUUUGCAGCGUUGGAAAUGAGGAGUUUUAAGUCACAUAGCUUUGAUAAACCAUAUCUUUACUAUUUAUAUUAUUGUAGUCAUAAAAGGAUAAAAUGUUUUUUCCCCAUUUAUGUUCUGAUAUUAUUUCCUUAUUCCUAGUUCCUUAUUAAAUUGUUUCCUUAAUGUCCUUGAUGUUUUUAUGUUAUCAUACUGUUUGCCUACUGCACACUGAUCACUGAUGAUACUAGUUAUUACUUACUACCCCACUUUGUGGAACAGAUAAUUGUUUCCCUGCAUAUAUAACAAGAAAACAGCUCAUUGUGCUUUCAUGCAUUAAGUGCAUCUCUUCUGCCUUCUGUUGGGGCUCUACUACAAAAAUAUGGCAAGGAAUGUGUGUGUGAUUGUUCUAUUUUUAGCCAAUUGUUGCAUGUUUUGUAAAUAACCUUUACUUAUUUUAAAAUGUGCUAGUAAAGCAAAUCCAUAAUAAAAUGUGAAGACA